AUUGCCCGGGCGCUCUGCUCUGCUCUCCAGAAGGAGCUGGGCUGGCAAGAGCUGCCGAGGGCUGCGGGCUGCAGGAACAAACACGCUCUGGAAUUCGGUUUCUGCCCUGGCAGGCAGCUGCCUUCUGCUUCUGCCUCCCGCCCCAUGGGGCCGGCCAGCCAGCCGACAAACUUGUUGCAUAGAAAGAAGGGAGAGGGGGAAAUGCAAGUGCCGACACUUCGCAGCGUCCAGGAAAUCGUUUCCUAAAGCACACUCUCCCAGUACAUUCGGAUGGACAAAGCUUUGCUGGCUCAAUCUGCAGCCAAGAGUAAGGCAGAACCUUACAGAACCUACAAUGGCUUCAUGGAAUCGAGACUGGCUACGUGAUUACAAAUAGCACUCGGCAGAGAAGAGAGACUUCCUGGUGAUUUCUGCUGGAGAUGUACUCCCCUGCCACAGAGCUCACCUUCCUUCCCUGAAGCUUCCCAGCAUAACAAACUUGCCAAAGCACACCAUUCAAAUACAUCUGACCUGCCAAUUCUUCUGGAAUUUCAAAAAAGUUGCAAUAAAAAUACCAGAGAAGACGCCAAAUCACGGGAAUUUUUAACAUACCAUUAUAAUGGUAAGCUCCAAUUGUUCCACUGAGGACUCCUUUAAGUAUACUUUGUACGGGUGUAUCUUUAGCAUGGUGUUUGUUCUCGGCCUCAUAGCGAACUGUGUAGCGAUCUACAUUUUCACUUGUACUUUGAAAGUGCGAAACGAGACUACCACUUACAUGCUUAAUUUAGCCAUAUCAGAUCUGCUUUUCGUGUUUACAUUACCCUUCAGGAUUUAUUACUUUGUAACCAGAAACUGGCCAUUUGGAGACAUUCUCUGCAAGAUUUCUGUCACCCUCUUUUACACAAAUAUGUACGGGAGCAUUUUGUUUCUGACUUGCAUCAGCGUGGAUCGCUUUUUAGCUAUAGUACACCCCUUCCGAUCCAAGACUCUCCGGACCAAACGGAAUGCAAAGAUUGUCUGUGUUGCAGUAUGGAUAACUGUGCUAGCAGGCAGCACACCAGCAAGCUUUUUCCAGUCCACAAACCGCAGGAACAAUACGGAACAAAGGACGUGCUUUGAAAACUUUUCAGAGGACACGUGGAAAACCUACCUAUCCCGGAUUGUUAUCUUCAUUGAAACCGUUGGGUUUUUUAUCCCGCUCAUCCUGAACGUGACCUGCUCCACCAUGGUCCUACGGACCUUGAAUAAACCGCUUACAUUAAGCCGGAAUAAAGUAAGCAAGAAAAAGGUACUCAAAAUGAUUUUUGUCCACUUGGUGAUAUUCUGCUUCUGCUUUGUGCCUUACAACAUUACCUUAAUACUUUACUCCCUUAUGAGAACACAGACCUGGGUCAAUUGCUCAGUGGUGACUGCAGUCAGGACUAUGUACCCCAUAACUCUGUGCAUCGCUGUCUCAAACUGCUGUUUUGACCCCAUUGUCUAUUACUUCACAUCAGAUACCAUUCAAAAUUCCAUAAAAAAGAACCGGUCCACCAGACCACGGGAUGUCAGAUUCUCUGAAAGGCCAGUUUCAGAAAGCUUCAUUCAACACAGCCUUCAGACCAUAAAAAUGAAAAUAUUUGACAGUGACUCUACAAUAUAAACUAUAUUAAAAGACUACUGGGACUAAACUGGAAUUAGAAGCCUGCACAUUUCUUCAGCUGUGGACAUAUAUUCAUAUAUGUAAAGGCUGUGCUUCCGUCACAUCUGAAAAGUUUAUUACAAGGCUGUAAAAGUGUUAAGCAUAAUAGCACACAGACAAAAUGUCUUAAAAAUCUAUGUCAAAGGUUUGUUCUGACAGAUUGUAUGUUAGAAAUGAACUUUUGAGUUUAGAGGUUAACCAAAGUCCAAGGACUGUUUCUCAAGUCAAACACAAAUGAAAAAGUAGGUUGUUUUUCUUGCCGAAGUUAAAACAGUUGCUCAAUUUAAUAAUGGUAUCAUUUACUGAGGAUGGGGGUUAAGCUACCUGCUCCACACUGCAGGAAAACUGCCCCAUAUUAUCAUAUCACUUCAGCUACCGUGUCUUCCCCAGUUUCCUCUUGCUUCUCUUACUCCUCCCCUACUGUCUUUUUCCCUGCACUUUCCUUCUUAGGGACCAUUACGUUCACAGGAGGCUUCAAUCAGUGGGUUACAAGAACUUUGUUUCUCCCAGCUUUAUCUGAUAAAAAUACAUGCUCUCUCCACAUGCCUGGCCCCCAUAAAGCAAUUACGUCUCCUGGUAGUUUAGAGCAUUUGGAAUUGUCUCAGACAAACUGGUUUUUCUUCUCACCUCUCUCUUAGAAGUCUGUGUGAUUAAAACAAAGUAACUUGUGAUGACUGAAGUUAAUGCUCUAGGUACAGUACCACUUUAUUAAACACUUUUGUGAGGAGUUCUUAAACUCAGCAUGACUUUUGAGGGAAAUAACAUCCUCCGAGUAAGUUAAUUUGAUCUCAAAGUACAGUUUCUUGGUAAAACAAGACCUUUUCUAACUAGAAAUAAACAUGUGCAUCAAGCUGAUUAUUUCUUCCAGGAAAAUAUUUGGUGUCCCAUAAAGAAAUUCAAGAUGCUGUAAUUUUGGAGUUCAACUUCCUCUUCAUUUUUGCGUCCUAGAAAUCAUUUUAACAUGAGCAUUCAAAACUUCAUAUUCUAUUUUCUUUCAAACUUUUAAAAGUAUAAAAAUAAAGUACAUGGGACUACAUGCUGGCAAAAUUAAUCAAGGCACUUGGAAAAGUCAGCAACAUGUAAAAGGAGAAAUCUACAUCUAUUACUGUUACAGACAGGAAUACAUAGACAAAACUGCUUUAAAACAUCCUGCUAUAUAUGUUUUCCAGCUACUAGAACACUGUGUACAUUUUCCUCAGAAUUAAUUUAACAUCACUGUAAAAUAAAAUAAAAUUAAAAGGUAAAAUAA
Molecule: messenger RNA, 2909 nt
Organism: Passer montanus (Eurasian tree sparrow)
Lineage: Eukaryota; Metazoa; Chordata; Aves; Passeriformes; Passeridae
Gene: LPAR6
Product: lysophosphatidic acid receptor 6
Exons: 2
Coding region: 599-1621 (340 amino acids)
Biological process (GO): positive regulation of Rho protein signal transduction; phospholipase C-activating G protein-coupled receptor signaling pathway
Cellular component (GO): membrane
Molecular function (GO): lysophosphatidic acid receptor activity
Source: RefSeq, a predicted model, not a curated record